Rhincodon typus (whale shark) is the source of this 1732-nucleotide messenger RNA. It is a transcript of the gene tnfsf11, whose product is annotated as TNF superfamily member 11. The coding region runs from base 35 to 697 and encodes 220 amino acids. The record is from RefSeq and is a predicted model, not a curated record. Gene Ontology annotation, cellular component: membrane. The transcript has 5 exons. Gene Ontology annotation, biological process: immune response. Lineage: Eukaryota; Metazoa; Chordata; Chondrichthyes; Orectolobiformes; Rhincodontidae. Gene Ontology annotation, molecular function: tumor necrosis factor receptor binding.
CAGUUUUAACAAAAGUAUCCCCGACCUGUCUGACAUGCGAAUCCAGAAGAUCUCUGACCCUUGUCUGCAGCUACUGAAAGAUCUGAAGCAACGUGUUAACAAGGUGGAUCCUGGUGCAGCAGACAAAGAACAAAGCAGGGGGUCGGCCGCCAGUCGCACGAGGAAGAGUACAAGGAAGCUGACACCGUAUGCCCACCUCACUGUGAAGAAACUGAUUAAAACUCCUUCUGACGGAAACGGUCGUGGGUUUGGAAGGUGGUGUCGAAGGAGUCUUGAUCUCGAGGCCAGACUUCCAGGAUUGAAAGGGAAACUCAUCACUUCUUGGGAGGAGAAGUUGGGAGUGGCACAUGUGAGAGAGAUGCGCUAUAGUGAGGGGGCCUUGGAAAUCAAGCGCCAAGGUCUAUACUACAUUUAUUCCCAGAUUUUAUUCCGUUACCAUGCAGAUUAUCCCAUGAGCACAAGAGAGUAUCAGCUGGUUCAAUAUGUCUAUAGGAAAAUGGCCAAAUACCCAAAGCCAACUUUGCUUCUGAGAGGUUCCAGCACUUGGUGCUCAGGGAACCACAACUUGUAUUCGGUCUAUCAAGGAGGUGUGUUCACCCUGAACAGUGGUGACAAACUCUUUGUGACUGUGUCAAAUCUAACGCUGGUAGAUGCUGAUGAAGCAUCCAGUUACCUGGGAGCAUUCAAACUAGAUUAAAUGAAGUUUAUAUCAAUAUGGUUUUUAAUUCCCUGUCUCUAAAUAUGAAAAGUGAAUAUCAACAAUUUAAAAAAAGAAACAAUUGUGUUUAGAUGGCCUGUUGUGACACACGUGCAGAGCAGGUGGAGCUUGAAAUUGGACCUUCUACCUAAGGCUGGGACUCCCUACUUAAUGCUGAACAAGUAAAUUCUCAUACUGUUAAGUUCUUCGAGUUAGGUCAUUGCUCUGCUUCAAUAGGGAGAGUAAGUAGAGGCUAUCAAUCAUGUAAAUAUACCCAAAAUAAACUAUUUCAGAUUGCCCAUGGGCAAUUGACAAUGGUUGGAUGUUAAUUUUGAUGGAUUCCAGACCUGUAAAUAAUGAACAGAUCAUUAGGUUUGAGGGCCAGAGCCAAUGUGAAGUUAUAACAGACCUCUCAGGACCAGACACAGACCAGAACUGCUGUUAGCAAUGGGACAUAAUAAGCCCCCCUCUUUUAAGCAGCAAAGAAAAUGAGUGAAAUAGAAACGGAAAGUGCUGGAGAAACUCAGCAGUGCUGGGAGUGUCUGUGCAGAGAAAACAGAUUUAACGUUUUGAAUCCAGUAUGGCUUUUCUUGAGAACUGAAAGGAGCUGGAAAAUGAUAAGUUUGUGUUAAAUGAUAAGGUUCAACCUUUGACUGAAAUGGAGAUGUGCCUGUGACACCUUUUAACAUGCCACCCCUGUGUACGUCUUUUAAAAUGAUCAAUACAUCUGCAAUCUGAAAUAGACCCAAUUCCAACCUCGAUCCAGCCUGAGUUAGCUCAUUUCCAAUUCAGUGUUCACCCUUGUCUCACGUCUUGUGCAUUGAACAUUCCCAAGCCUGGUUCCCCAACACCGUUCCACCCCCCCAACACACACACACACACACACACACACACACACACACACACACACACAGAGCACAGUAGGUGGAGAGAGAGAUAAUUCAAGUCGCCGAUCUGACAAAUCCCAAAUUCUGAGAUUCCUUGAAAGAAAGAUCUUGUCAUAUGGACACUGAAAAUUGACGAUGACAAUGUUGG